AUGCCUAGGUUCACCAGCCAAAUGCUCGUCCUCUUUCUUGUCUUCCAGACGGCAGCAGUAGUCCUCCCAAGCUGCUGCUCUGCUCUGAGCACCUGCAAGUCCUACAACUUCCCAAGCAAUAAGACCUUCGACGCCUGUACCGACCUCCUAUCCCUGAAUGCCUACCUGCACUGGACCUACUCCUCCGCUACCCACUCCGCCAGCAUCGCCUAUCGAGCUACCCCAGGAUCGCCGGGAGGUUGGGUGGCCUGGGGAAUCAACCCCACCGGCCACGGCAUGAUCGGCACUCAGGCCUUGCUCGGCUUCGUUCACUCCGGCAACAUAACCGUAUACAGCACCAGCGUCAACGACAUGAAGCCAAAGUUAGCCGCCGAGAACUUGGCGACCUACUCGAAGCUGUCCGGCGAACUGUCGGGGAGGGAGUUCGUUAUCUAUGCAGUCGUCAACCUUCCGGCCGGCAACUUCGCGUCCGUAAGCUACACGUGGCAGACAGGCCCUGUGCAGAUUGGUCACCCACUCCCACACGCCCUCUUGCCAUCCAACCUUAAAUCUUUUGGGAAAUGGAACAUUCACUCCAAGCCAUAA
This is a messenger RNA of Nymphaea colorata (pocket water lily), 585 nucleotides long. Its product is annotated as cytochrome b561 and DOMON domain-containing protein At5g47530-like. NCBI's taxonomy places the organism in Eukaryota, Viridiplantae, Streptophyta, Magnoliopsida, Nymphaeales, Nymphaeaceae. Bases 1 to 585 code for a protein of 194 amino acids. The record is from RefSeq and is a predicted model, not a curated record. The transcript has a single exon.